ACGGACUCGACCUUGGGGGAGCUGGGGGUGGCGACGACCAACAGGAAGCUCUGGCGUGGGCUGGUCCAUGAAGUCAUGAAGAGUCGGAAGCGACUGAACAAAUAACAACAUAAAGACUCGAUAAUUGUGUGUAAAGGAAAUAAUUCAUGUCAGUUUUCAUUUGCCUGAUGCCCCAAACCAGAUACUUUGAAUUACAUCUUGCAUUUUCUCCAGCCAGCAUGGCCAUUCUCUUUGAUAAGAGGAAUUUAGAUAAGAUGCCACUUUUUGGAAACACAUUCAGUCCAAAGAAAACUCCACCCAGAAAAUCAGCCUCACUUUCCAACCUCCAUUCGCUGGACAGAUCUACCCGUGAAAUUGAGUUGGGCUUAGAGUAUGGAACCCCUGUUAUGACGCUUACUGGACAGAGUCUGAAGUUUGAGAAUGGCCAGUGGAUAACUGAAUCAUUUGGAAGCAGCGGGGACCGCAGGGAGACACAGCGUCUUCGCAAACGGAAUCAGCAGCUGGAAGAAGAGAACAAUCUCCUUCGGCUGAAAGUGGACCUUUUGUUGGAUAUGCUCUCUGAGACAACUGCUGAAUCCCACCUCAUGGAGAAGGAAUUAGAAGAACUGAAAAAUUACAGCCGAAGAAGAAAGUGAAGGCAAUCACUAGGAGAUGGGGGAGGAAAGAGCAGGCAAAUAUGAUUUAAAGCAGUGAUACUCAUUGCUGAUGAAGUCACGUCUGCCUUGGAAGACUUUGCUAUCCUGGACUCUUUAUAGCCAGGGUCCCAAGUAAGAAAUAUUAGUAAGUUCCAGUGCUGUCAGGAAGCUAUUAUCUACUUUCUCCUCUUUUUUGUGAAACUUCCAUCCAAGUGCUCUUAACAUUUAUUUAUUAUGUUACUAAUAGCUGGUGAUAUAUGUCAUCUUCCCAAGAAGAUAGCAACCAUUCUGGAAAAUGGGGUGAACAUUCCCUGCAGUCUAUCUCAGGACACUUACUGAUAAUGAAAUAUCAGUUUAUUAAGCCAGAAUAUGUACAUGUGGCAUGCACUCACUUUCUUCUCUUUAUGUGAUUGUAAAACAAGCUAGAAAGCUGAAUUUACCCAUAAUUCAUCAGACUGAAAACAUGGUAAAUUGCUUCUAAACAAGUCAGGACUGGAAGUCAGCUUUCGAUUAUAAAUCCUGACUAUAACUUGGAAGUUCUUAAUUCAAGCUUAACACUUAACAUUUUGGCUGAUGCCUGGAUUCAUGUUCAUUAUUCAUGUAUUCUUUGGCAUCUGGGAAUCUAAUGUUUGCGGUGCAAAAUACCUCUGGACUGCAGUUUCUGCCAAUGAGCUGGUAUAUGACAGACAAAAUAGAUAGCAUACCACAUCUUUUCAUGUAGUUCUUGUGAAGGACUUGUUGUUAUAGGAGGUAUCACAAAUGCCUCUACACUUUUUCCUAAAAUUAUAUAGUACAGUCACCAGUGAGAUAAUCUUACCUAUGGCAUCAGAAAAAGGACAAAUCUUGAGGAACCUUAAAAGCUAACAAAGUUGUUAAGACUUAUAUUGUCACUUGUUCACAGAUAUAAAUUUUGAUGACAUAAUACAUUUAUCUCAAAAAUGGCCUAUUUAGGUACAAUUCUACAAAAAAUACAUGGACCUUAGUUGCCUUACAUACUACAAUUUACUUGUGAACUGCAAGAACCACUGCUUUAUUUUUGUAUCUUACCCAAGCCUGUGCUGUACAGCCUUAUUUCUAUAAACUUCACACUGAACAGCCAAUUCUUAUUAUUUCUGUUCCUUAGUUUAUAAUAAAUCACUUCUUGCGGAAUUCUAUGCACUAUACCUUUAACUGUUAUCUGAGGGAGCAUGGGGGACAUUUUUUUCCUUUUAAGUUAUUUACUUUUGUACUAUUUGCAGAUACAUUUAGACCGUUUUAAAGACAAAUGUUGAGUUGAAUUGCUCUUUAAGUCUAUUUUUAUAUUUUAAAAUAAAUAUUGGUUCCCUGUUGGCUUUUUUCAUUAAUUUUCUAUAUUAAUUACGCUCCUGUGUGUGUUUUUCUUUUGGUACAGAUUAAAUACAGGAAAAGUGGCCAUUUUCAAGAUUAAUUCAACAGGAAAUUAUUAACUUUACAGAAAGCUACACAAUAGCAUUAUAAUGUUGACUGGGAUGGAUGGAUGGUGCUAAGCUAUGAUUUAUAUAACCAUAAUUUAUUGAAUAAUUUACAAGUGGCUGGCUUUGUGCAACAUAUCAUAAAUCAUGAUUUGAAAGGCUGGAUUCAUACAAUAUGCUAAGCCAAAAUCACACAAACCACAUUAUGACUUAGAAUAUAUGAACUCAACCAUUAAAGU
Molecule: messenger RNA, 2304 nt
Organism: Candoia aspera
Lineage: Eukaryota; Metazoa; Chordata; Lepidosauria; Squamata; Candoiidae
Gene: CBY1
Product: chibby 1, beta catenin antagonist
Exons: 5
Coding region: 147-635 (162 amino acids)
Source: RefSeq, a predicted model, not a curated record